AUGAUUUUAGGUCCUAAAGAAGCAUCGAGGUCUUUACAUCAAGUUCAGUGGUGUCAUUGUCCUACUAAUGAUAUUUUGCGAGAUAUAGAAAGAUUAUAUAAUCAUGAGUUCGAGCAUGCAGAUGGGUUUCGUAAUGAAUAUUCUGUCGAAGAUAAAAGAGCUCUAGAAAUAGUUAAUAGUUCCUUUAGACUGCAGGGUGGCUAUUUCCAAGUUGGUCUACCCUGGAAGUAUGAUAAGCCAAGGCUACCGAAUAAUUUGGAAGCAGCUGAACGUAGACUGGAGUGUUUAAGGAAGAGGUUUAUGAAGGAUAAUAGUCUUCUAGAGAAAUAUCAACUUGUAAUGAGUAAACAUUUAAGUAAAGGCUACAUCAUUGAAGCUAGUAAGGAGGAAUUCGACCGUGAUGCUGUUUGUUGGUAUAUUCCUCAUCAUCCUGUUAUCAACCCUAAAAAGCCUGGAAAAUUAAGAAUUGUUUUUGAUUGUGCAGCUGUCUAUCAAGAUUGUUCUGUUAAUGAUCAGCUUUUGAGAGGACCAAGUACUGUAAAUAGUUUUAUUGGUUUACUUCUACGAUUCAGAUUAUGCAACGUAGCAUUAGCCGCUAAUUUCGCUCUUGGGAAGACGGUAGAUAUAUUCGGAAAGGAAUUGAAUAAAGUUGUCCAGGAAGUUGUAGAUAAGAGUUUUUAUGUCGACGACUAUUUAACUUCAAUUGAUAAUGUGCAGGAUGCAAUCGAGCUUGCAACAACCCUUGGUUUACUCCUCAGAAAAAGUGGGUUCAGACUUACCAAGUGGAUAAGUAACUGUUUACAGGUUCUCGAAUCAAUUCAUCCAGAAGAGAGAGCAGAAGCUGUAAAAGAGAUUGACUUUGAGAGACUUUCUACGGAACGCACAUUGGGAUUAUUUUGGAAUACUACGGUUGAUGUGAAUAAUAAACGUGAUCCUAACGAGAGUGAAAUCACUAUAGGUAGUGCUGUUUCUUCGGUUGCUGUUACUAAUGUAGCUUCUUUGAGUACUUCGGAUCAAGACGAAAUUGGAUGUUUGAGCGUGGAGAAUAUAGACGUCGGUGGCAAUAGCGUUAGCCACAGUGAUGGCACUACUGAGGGGGCUAACAUUCGGUACCCUAGGUGCGAUGAGGAGUCAUCUAGCAUGAGGAAUCGAGCACGGAAUUGUCCACCUGUCGCACUCCACCAUCAUUGA
Molecule: messenger RNA, 1191 nt
Organism: Schistosoma turkestanicum
Lineage: Eukaryota; Metazoa; Platyhelminthes; Trematoda; Strigeidida; Schistosomatidae
Source: the annotation of a GenBank genome assembly